Malania oleifera is the source of this 705-nucleotide messenger RNA. RefSeq lists its product as uncharacterized. Lineage: Eukaryota; Viridiplantae; Streptophyta; Magnoliopsida; Santalales; Ximeniaceae. The record is from RefSeq and is a predicted model, not a curated record. The coding region runs from base 162 to 557 and encodes 131 amino acids. The transcript has 4 exons.
AAAUUAACCCCAAAAAUAGCUGCUCCAAUGCUUUUGAUAUAUGCCAAAUUUAAUUUUAGGAUAUAUAUAUAUAUAUAUAUAUGUGACAUAAGAUCAUGUGUAAGAUAUAAUAAACAAGAAGGAGACCGAAGGAGAAGCAGUAAGCUGAGAGGCACAUAGCAAUGGGUUCACUAAUGGCUGGUUGGAACUCUCCCACCUUAGAUCCCAAAACAGUUCGUUUGGAGAGGAACAAGUCAUUAACCAAAGAAAAGAUUUCAGCAUUCUGGAAAACUCACAAGGACAUCUCAAAACAUGAUCAUCCUCACCAUCCUGAUCAGGAAGCAAGCAUAGUUGAGAAGGUUCCAUCUUGUCCGAAUUCACCUCGGUUCAUACUCCAUGGUGCUGAGUACACGGUCGAUGUCGAAAAAGCUUGCAAAUCUAAUGAUUGGUGGACGAGAAGCAGUUGGGCAUUUCUGAAUGAGCCAGCAGAGGAGGAGGACGAAUAUGACUCCCGCAAAUCUUCCUUCAAUUACACCCCCCAGUUUCACCUCCCUCAACUACUUUCUCCCAACAAAUAAUCCAUACCAUACUCCCCCACACUUCAUAGUUAUAUAUGUACGUAUGUGUUAUGUAUAUAUAUAUAUAUAUAUAUAUAUAUUUGUACUAAUGUAUGACAUAGACUUUAGUUUUGCAUGGCAUAUGAAUUGCCGACGAGUUAUUCUUGAA